This is a messenger RNA of Cercopithifilaria johnstoni, 432 nucleotides long. NCBI's taxonomy places the organism in Eukaryota, Metazoa, Nematoda, Chromadorea, Rhabditida, Onchocercidae. The record is from the annotation of a GenBank genome assembly.
AUGAGUGCAGUUGACGAGCGAGUCGCUGAAAAGAGGAAAUUGGAGGAAAAGGAUACUGAAAAUGGUGUGGCCGCUAAGGGAGCAAAAAUUGAAAAUGGAGUCGUUACAGCAGCUGGUGAUGCUCAAGUUAGAGAUCUGAGACCAGACAAGAAUGCUUCCCUGAAAGAAAAUAAAGAAAAAACAAUUAAUGAAAAUCAUGAUGGUGAACGCGAAGAAGAUGGUGAGGAAGCAGCAGAUGGAGAAGAGGGUAUCGAAGAAUCGAGCGGUGGUGAAGAUGACGAAAGUUUAGGCGAUGAGGAAGAUGGAGGUAGCGAAGACGAUGAAGCGAGCAUUGGAUCCGAGGAAAGUGAUGGCCAAGGUGAUGGUGAAGGGGGUGAUUUUGGGGAUGAUGACGAUGUGGAGGGAGAAGAAGGUGGUGAAAGCGAAGAGUAA